Chaetomium fimeti is the source of this 1287-nucleotide messenger RNA. RefSeq lists its product as uncharacterized. The transcript has 3 exons. Lineage: Eukaryota; Fungi; Ascomycota; Sordariomycetes; Sordariales; Chaetomiaceae. The record is from RefSeq and is a predicted model, not a curated record. The coding region runs from base 1 to 1287 and encodes 428 amino acids.
AUGGCCAGUGACUCGGACAUGGCCAAUGACAUGCUGCGCGAACUGUUCCCAGGCGCCUCCACGGUAGAGACCAGGCCCAUCUGCGACCCUUCGUCCGACGGUGGGGAAGGCACCGCUAGUGAUCGUGUUGGGGAACUCGAAAAACAACUCGCCACCCUCACAAGGUUCCACAGCUGUCUUUUAUACGCCGUUGCCAUGGCUCGUAUGGCCGUGUUCGCCGUCGACAAUAACCAGGGGAUUACGAUGGCGGGAGGAGCGAGCAGCCUGGCUCGCCACCCUUCAAAUACUGGCAGCAGCGACUCUACACCGUACAUCGGAGAGAACGUAUACAACGCCUUCAGGCGGCUGAUCUCGGGACCUGCCGACAAACGAAUACCCCCGUUCUUCGGAUAUGGCCGCCAAUAUCGAGCACAUUUCGGAGUGCCUCGUGAAACUCCGGGCCCUGGCGGCCACACCAAAGGCACCGGUCCCGAUUGUGCUAUGGGCUAUGUCAUCGACACGACGCCGUUCAGGGGCCAGACCCAGCCGAGUCGUAACGACAAUGACGGCUACACGGCGGUAGACGAAUGUGCCGCUGGGCUAGGGGAUCAAGCUCUGAACGCUACGGUCCGUCUGCUGCAGACUCAAGUUGCCAGUGUCGUCAGCGUGGCUGAACGGCUUUUGGCUGACAAGCAGUUGGCCCAAUGGAAACUCCAAGAGCAAAUCCAGGGGCUCGCGGACGCCCUUUUGACCCUCGUUCGUUACACUUCGGACCUCCCCAGCGCCAGGCCCAUCAAUAUACAAUUCUCCGUGCCGAGCGUCAUCAAAGAAAUAUUCGAGGCACUCCAACCCCUCGCUGAGAACAAGGGACUGCUUUUCCGAUUUGACAUCGCAGAUGAUGUCAGCAUUGGUUUUGAAGUUAUGGGAAACCCGGGUCACUUACAACGGCUCCUGAGCAGUUUACUGAGGAAUAUCAUCAAAGCCACAUGUGUAGGCGAUAUCCGCCUCUUGGUAUCCAAGGAGCAAGGCGACUCGGGAAGUACGAUCCUCAGAUUUGUCAUCACAGACACGGCGAGAAUCGGCGGAGCAUCUUCUCCGGCUGGCCCCUUGGGGACGAUGGAAUGGGCCUGCGUCCAACACGAGCUCGGCCUUUGCAAGGCCAUGGUGGAGGCCAUGAAUGGGCGCAUGUCCUUUAAUUCAGCAGCAGGGACCGGCACCACAACCAUCAUUCGGAUCCCCUUCAACUUGCCAGCCAGCAAGGCAUGUCCUCCUCGAUUUGCCACUCCACCGUACAGCCCCUUUUUAUGA